Molecule: messenger RNA, 2980 nt
Organism: Oryzias latipes (Japanese medaka)
Lineage: Eukaryota; Metazoa; Chordata; Actinopteri; Beloniformes; Adrianichthyidae
Product: deoxyribonuclease-1
Biological process (GO): DNA catabolic process
Cellular component (GO): nucleus
Molecular function (GO): DNA binding; deoxyribonuclease I activity
Source: RefSeq, a predicted model, not a curated record
GGGUGGGUGGUGCUUAAACCACACCUUUGCAGGUCUAGGCCAAAGCCAGAGUUUCGACAGCAGUUAGUUGAACUGCACUAGCUGAACAGAUCCAGCGAUGAGGCCGUUUACUUGUGUCCCUCUCCUCGUCCUCCUCUCCCUCUUGAGCCUGUCGACUGGAAAAAAGGCAGAGAAAGGAUUCAGGAUAUGCGCAUUCAAUGUGGAGAAGUUUGACAAGGAAAAGGCAGCAAACUCAAUAACGUUGCACUUUCUGACGCGGAUUGUGGCUCGCUGUCAUAUCACCCUCCUGCAGCAUGUGGUGGAUCCAGAUGGUGAAGUCAUCAAAACUCUACUGUCUUCACUCAACAGCCUGGAGUCUGAAAGAUAUGAUGGCACGGUGUUCAACUCCACAUCCAGUGACAUCCUGGGGAAGUCGCCAGAUGACAUGCAGCAAUAUGUGUUUAUCUGGAGGCAUAACGCGGCAAACCUGACAAAGAAACAUCAAUACCAGAGGAAGGAUUCCUUCGUCAGACCGCCAUUUGUCGUGCAGUUUCAGAGCAAUAAGACCUUAAUCGGAGACUUUAUACUGAUUCCCCUCCACUCUGAACCCUCGCAAGCCGUCCAAGAGAUUAACGGCCUGUACGAUGUGUUUGAGGAAGUCAGCUCCAUGUGGAAUAACACAAACGUGAUGUUCCUGGGGGAUUUCCAUGCCAGCUGCGGCUACGUGACCCGAUCUGACCGAAAAAACAUCCGUCUGUAUACAAACUCCAGCUUCUCUUGGUUGAUUGGAGAACUAGAGGACACCACCGUCACCGACUCCACAAACUGUGCAUAUGACAGGAUUGUGGUGCAUGGACAGACCUUCCUGAAGGCCAUUGAGCCGUACUCAGGAAAAGUAUUUAACUUUGGCAAAGAAUUUAAAUAUUCUAAGACUAAGGUCCUGGAGCUAAGCCAACACUUCCCAGUGGAGGUGAGGCUGAAAGCCUCUGGCCUUCUGCAUCAGGCCACGCCCCUUACAAUCAUCUUGUGCGUCUCUGUGGUGGCGCGCUUUCUCCUUCCUGUUUCGUGAUCAGCGGCUGGAUUCCAGGGCUCCAAAAUCCCCUCGGAGUCUUUAGUUUCUUUUGGUUUGAAUGUAUAGUCUGUAAUAGUCUGUUUUUCUCAGUUGGGGCUCCUGCAGCACAACAACCGAGACAAUCAGCAGCUCCAGAUCUGCGCAACAAAUCAGUGAAAACCGAGUUUACGCAGCACGCUCUCCCUGUUGGUUAAAAGCAACAAGAUUUGAUUCUAUACACCUGAUUGAACUGGCUGCUGAUUCUUUUUCUUUAAGUGUAUGAUUUUGGUUUGCUGUUGCCUCUGGAACCUCCAAGAUUUCGGGUUUUAUCAGAAGUGCCAUCAAGCAGUUUCAUUCCAGGAAAUCAAACCAUUGCCACCUGACAGACAGGAAGCAGCUGUGACCUGGUGGAAAGGACAUUAUUUCCUCUGAAAGCUCUGAAACCUAUAGAACAUUUUUCUCACUUUGUCUUUCUCAAACCUUUAGCCAACAAUUCUUUAUUUUUGGAACAGAGAUUUAAGUCUGGAAUGACUCUUUUAAUGUCCUUGAUUGUGUGUGUUUUUUUUUUUUUAACAAACUCAACUUUUUAAGUCAAUAAAUUUGUUUUACUGUAUUUUAAAAAUGCUGUUUGUGGUCUGUUUGGUUUUGCAGCAUGGAAAGUUUAGAUCAGUUUGAAUCGGCAGACAUAAAUUUACACCUUUAAAGUUAUGGGAACCCUGCAUAGAACAUGAACGUGAUUGUUGCAGGAGUCUCGCUGAUCCCCGUCUACCUGAUUACAGGGACUACAGUAGUUUUCUUACAUUUAUUUCAUUUAAUAACUAAUAUAAUUAUAACAGUUCAUAAAUGAAAAGGGGAAGAAGGAAGAGAACAUACAUUUUCUGCCCCCAUCACUACAUCAACAAAAAUAAUUCAAAGUACAUUGAAGCAAAUGAAAAGGAUCUUAACAUAAGUAUUAAAUAAACAGAAAUACAUACACACUUAUCCACCCAUUUAUCUACACAAACCCUUAUUGAAUCUUACACACAGGUUUAGUGGCAUCACCUACUCAGUUAAAUAGAUUGUCUUUUCUUGAUAAAUGCUUCUGCACACGAAAUAUAUUUGCUAAACAUCUCAUUUUUAGUAAGACUUUUAAAGGCGGCAGUUGAUUUAGUAUUUUUAGUUUCUUUUUCCAAUUUAUUCCACAUGUUGGUCCGUUACUGAAAUAGACCUCUCCAAUGCCUUUGUUCUAAAUCUUGGUUUUCUGGAUAUUUCAUGUCCUCUUAAGUCAAAAUGUCUUUUAUUGACUUUAACCUGUAUAUUGAGGGGAAAUCAUGUCUAUUCUGCUUUGUACAUAGAUUUGAGAAUUUUGAAAUCAACUAGGUCACUAAAUGUUAAUAUUUUCCAUUUACUGAAUAGUGGUCUUGAUGGGUCUCUAUAUAACCAUUCUUAAAGCCAUUUCUUGUAAUGUUAAGAUUGGGUUAAGUAUGUUUUAUAAUUAGUAUCGCAAAUUCCUAUCCAGUAUUGGAGAUGUGGAGCAAUAGGAGUUGUAGAGUAAAUGUAAUGCUUUGUGAUUUAGGGACCAUUCCAGCCUGUGUAAAGUAGCAAUUCCUUUGGCUUUGUUUGAUUUUAUACCACUAAAGUGAAGUUUCUAAGAAAACUUGUCAUCAAUUAUUACACCUUUAACUUUAUUUCAUCUACCCUUUUAAUGGUAGUGCCACCUAUGUUUACAGAAAUAGUAUUGUUCUUAUUUCUAUUACUGAAUAAAAUAUGUUUGACAGCCUAAAGGUAAUUUAUUCGUAUCCAACCAUUCUUUUAUCUUUACUAACUCUGUAUUACUUUAAUUGCCUGCUCUAGAUUUAUACCUUUACAAAAAAAAGGUUUAUCAUCUGCAAAUAAUAUAGAUUUUAAGUAUUUGUAUGUGCUGGCAAUAUCUUUUAUGUAAAGAAUAAAUAAUUUGGGACCCAAGACUGA